AAACUUGUUAUUUUUGUGCAGGAAUAAAAACAACGUGCAACCCACAACAGGCAGAGUUUAAAAAUAAACAAUUAAAUAAUAAAUUAAAAUCUACAAAUGGCGAAACGUAAUAUACGCGCAAAAGCCAAGAGUGCCAUCGGUGCCGUGAAGCAGAAAGCGAAUGAGGCACAGGCCAAACUAAAGAAAGCGGAGCGCCAAGAGAAUAUGCUACACAAGACUUUGUCACCCAAGCAGACUGCAACAAAAAAGGAGAAAUCCGCACAGAAACACACAAAACUUUUGAAACGUUUUGUGACUAUCAAAAAAGAGGUAAAGGAGGAGAACGCACGUAAGAAUCGAGAGAAAGCCAAAGUCGUUGGGGAUUUAAAGCCACUGCGGGAUGCGUUGCCCGCUUUAGGAGAUAUUUACGAUCUGGUGAGGAGCUCUAGGAAACCAGCUGAGGACAAGAGUGCUCUUGCUGAACCAGAGAAGCUCAGUGCCAAAAAGAAGAUAAAAACAAAGCGUGAGGAGUAUGUGAAGAAGGUACAAUCCUUUGAGAAGCUGAUCAAGGACAAGAACUUCAAGAAGAAUCCCCGAGAAGCCAUUUCGAAUCAUCUGAGGAACAAGUAUCAAGCAAUGGAGGAAGAUGAUGACGAGUAGAGAAUAAAUAAAAGACUGUCGUUGCACUUGAUUUUAUUUAUUAAGAAAUAUCAUUAAUACAUAAUUGUGUGUAUUAUGUAUGUAGCUUUAUAUCAAUUAUUAUCAUUUAACGAUGCAUAUAAAUAUUACACAUAAGAAUGUAAAUUGUAAGCAUUAUAUAAAGUAAUGGGGAUUUUCAUAAUUUUUGUUUUCGCUUGUUAACAGAACGCAAUUAGAGUUAGAAUAAUAUAAACUUUUUGAGGGGGAACAGCAUUCUAUUGUAUUGAAUAAAGCAAAAUGGAGAACUGUUA
Molecule: messenger RNA, 929 nt
Organism: Drosophila albomicans
Lineage: Eukaryota; Metazoa; Arthropoda; Insecta; Diptera; Drosophilidae
Product: ribosome biogenesis protein SLX9 homolog
Exons: 1
Coding region: 97-639 (180 amino acids)
Biological process (GO): maturation of SSU-rRNA from tricistronic rRNA transcript (SSU-rRNA, 5.8S rRNA, LSU-rRNA)
Cellular component (GO): preribosome, small subunit precursor; nucleolus; 90S preribosome
Source: RefSeq, a predicted model, not a curated record